Messenger RNA from Nilaparvata lugens (brown planthopper), 1847 nucleotides. RefSeq names its product T-cell activation inhibitor, mitochondrial. The transcript has 10 exons. Gene Ontology annotation, cellular component: mitochondrion. NCBI's taxonomy places the organism in Eukaryota, Metazoa, Arthropoda, Insecta, Hemiptera, Delphacidae. The record is from RefSeq and is a predicted model, not a curated record. The coding region runs from base 152 to 1633 and encodes 493 amino acids.
AAAACAAUGUUUGGAAGUUUCAAAGAGGGGUUGUUGAAGGUUAUUUUUGCUGAUUUAAGGUCGCCAGGUUUUUAACUAACUUGUUUACAUCUUCAAAAAAUGUGCGCAAUUUGAAAUAUGCCUUUGCAACUGUGCAUUUAGUGUAUUUCAAAUGGCAAGUGAAAUACUUUGCUCGCGAUUUCGACGCUUGUUCCAUAACGAUUAUGCAUCAAAGUACGUAUUUGGUGCUUAUCGGCACCUAACAUCUGGUGAAGUUUCAACAGCACUUCGACCAUUCUACUUCACAGUACAUCCUGACUUAUUCGGCCAGUUUCCUUCUGAGAGAGCUAUCAAUGAAAAUUCUCUCCAGGUGCUGAGCUCAUUUCUUGAAGGACUUCAACAAAAUCGAUACACUAGACCGACAACAGUGAAAUUCUUCUUGAAACCCCAAAAAACUGUUGACCGAGUCACAUUGAAGUCAGUGCAGAUUAAUUUGGUACCACAAGAUGUACGUAAAACAGUCAUCACUAUACUUUCUUCUUGCAAUCUGCCCACAACAUAUGUUGAUAAGAUUACACCUCAGCCGCCGCCCCCUCCACAAAAAAAGGAUCUCGAUUUUCGGGAAAAAGUCAAAAAGCAUUAUGGAGAUUAUGAGUACAAUACACAUACCAGUACCAGAGUGAAAAUGGAAGAAAUCAAAAAGGCAAAGGAAGCGGAAACACUCAUGGCGUGGCUUGAGGGAGGCGUGGCCGAGACGGCACGUGCCAAGACUUUGGCCAACCGACCGGUGGUGGCCGACAUAGAGCGGUUACGUCACCAGCUGACUGACCGACUUGGUCUCACCGACAUCACGUGGGACUGCGGCUGGAAUGUCGCCCACUUCCGCGGUUGUCUGCUCAGCUUCAACGCCCUUGUCGAACAGCAUGCUGACAGUGUCCAACACCUCAAAGGAAGAAGAUUAGUAUUUGGAAAUGAUACUGGUGUCACCCUGGAUGGCCAAAUCUUCCUAAAUAGAGGCGAAGUCAGACAUAAUUGGCUCGAUUUCAUAAAAAACGUAUGGAAAGAUGACAUUGUCCUCCAAUCAGUUCCUGCCUUUGAAAAAGCUGUUUCACAGGUUCUGAGGGAAAUAAAAGUAGCCAGGAGGAAGUUCCAGCCUACAACAAUGGCCAAACAAUACGAGAUCAAUCUUCGUCGAUUGACGACAGCUUUAAUAGACUACCAGGGUCGGAGGGGCUAUCCCAAGCAGUGGCCUCAAUCACUCAGCCAAUUUCAAAUCGUGGUUGAAAGUGAGGCUGGUCCCCUGAUGGUUUCACCAACCGGACAGUUUAUUGUUCCAUCUUCUUGUCCAGCUUUUCUUCUAGUCAAUUUCAUAACAGACAACAUGAAACAGGCAGCUGAUCUACUACAACAAUAUAAGUCGCAUAAAUAUAUUGAAGUCGAGCUUCAAAGACAAUGCAAAUCUGCAUUUAAAUUGGCGGAUUUGAGAAAAGAUGACAAUAUAACGCCGACUUUGAUGAUAAAGUGUUGUGACCAGCUGCUAACCAGGAAGGAGCAGCUGAGGCCACUCCUGCAGGGCAGCUAUUUAUACAUAACCAACUAUUACUCAGUCAUGUCUGAUGGCCAGAUCUGUAUACCUUGGAACUUCAGAUUUUAAACCAAUAGUUAUUCAAGUUGAAUCCAUGUCUUCCUAUAUAUUCAUCAAUGAUAAUCAUAGAAUUAUUAAUUAUAUCCAACUCUUCAGAGGGACUGACGACAAUGUUAAUUUCCCUGAUGACGAAAUACUCAUGUAUUAGAUAUUAAAAUAGGAAGGAUGUGAAAUCUAAUGAUUUUUGAUAUCAUCUGUAUUCAGAAGCCUGAAUACUGAAUAA